This is a messenger RNA of Drosophila ficusphila, 2680 nucleotides long. Its product is annotated as transcription factor SPT20 homolog. The coding region runs from base 116 to 2329 and encodes 737 amino acids. Gene Ontology annotation, biological process: protein peptidyl-prolyl isomerization. NCBI's taxonomy places the organism in Eukaryota, Metazoa, Arthropoda, Insecta, Diptera, Drosophilidae. The record is from RefSeq and is a predicted model, not a curated record. The transcript has a single exon. Gene Ontology annotation, molecular function: peptidyl-prolyl cis-trans isomerase activity; zinc ion binding.
CACCACAUUGCCAAACACAUUCGUACCUUUAUAAUCGUAGCAACACCUAAGGAAAGGUUUUCCCUAAAAACAAAAUAAUUUAGGUCGACUUUUCUACAUUUUAGUGCCGAGGAAAAUGGACUCCAUCAAGGUGCCAAAGGAGCUGGAGUCGCUGCUGAGCUGCGGCCUGUGCCAUCGCCUUUACGACCUGGCCGGUGGCAAGCUGCUGCCCAAGGAGCUCGUCUGUCAGCACACUUUUUGCGGAGAGUGUGUGGCCAUUAGCACCGACCUGGAUUCCUCGGACUGCAUCUGCCCCCUGUGCGGAGUUCGCACCCAGUUACUUGGCCAGAGUCUGCCGGAAUCCAAGGCCAUUGUGUAUCUUCUUCGCGAGUUGCGCGCUUUGGUUUUGGGCAAGGCCAUGUUGGACUUCUCGGAGGGAAAGAUCAGCAACGUGGAGGUUUCCGGUGAGGAGCCAGAGUUCCACUCGGACAACUGGUCGAACGUGGUCUGUGUCGAGAGCUUUCUGGCCAGCAGCUCGGAGCACUGCUUCGUCCACGCGAUGCCGAACUCCACGUGGUGCCACAACUGCCAGCGAUUGAUGUGCCGCGCCUGCUCGGACGAGCCACUGCAUCGGGAACACCGCCUCACCCGCCAGCUGGAUUACCACGAGCUGCUGCGCCAGCUGCUCAGCUCGGAGCUGGCGAAGAUCAAGCACACGGCCAGCCACGCCUCCGAGCUGUCCACCCGCGAGAUGGAGUUGCUGCGCCAGCUGUGCGAGGCCUGCUUCCACGUGCAGUUGCACGUGAAGCGCCUGAUCCUGGAGCACCAUCCCAGCAUGAUCGCCGCCACGAUGACGGGCUGGCACCGGCGCGCCGAGCAGGAUCUGAACCGAUCCCUGUUAAAUCUCUCGGGCGCCGACAUGCUGCACCUGCUCAGCCAGCUGGCCAACCAGCGGCGAAAGUUUGAGCAGCAGCUGGUGGAGGUGCACUUCCAGUGCCGACUGCGCGCCGCAGUCCAGGAGAACGGCAUGCAGAUCCUGGACUUCGAGCAGCUGAACAACCGGAUCCUCCGGCUGCGCAGCCAGCCGCGUCCCGGCGGGAUUCCCGCCAAUGUGGAGCCACCGCACGCGCUCAUGCUGACCAACUACUGCGUGUUCGCCUACUGGAACGAGGUGCAGCGCCAGCUGGUUCCGCAGCGCUCCAGGACGCCGCCGCCGGAGCCCGAGUUGCUGCCGCAACCACGUCGGGCGGUGGUGCCGCCGCACUUCAACCACCGCCAGCGGGAGGCGGAGGUCAGGCAGCACAUGUACCAGGUGGAACUGGAUCAGGAGCGGGAGCUGCGCCGAUAUCAGCAGAACUACUCCACCCCGCAAGGAUCCGGAACGGAGGAGGGAUCCCCCGGCUCGUCCUUCUCGCCGAGCAGCAGCAACAACAGCCAGAGCAGCUUCUCGUUCCCGCAAAUCAACGACCCCUACAACCUGGACAGCGAGCAGCAGCGAGUGGUGCAACACCUGCGAGAAAUGCUGUGGCAGGGCCACUUGGAGCAGCAGCGACAGAGGAUGCAGCAAGUGCUGCAAGCGCAGCAGCAGCAGCAACAGGAUCAUCAUCAGCAACAGGAUCACCCGCAUGAGCCAGUAUUCCAGCCAAUGUUUCAGCCGGAGAACUCCUGGGACAACUGGGGGGAUCAAUGGCAGCAGCAGCAGCAGCAGCAGCAGCAGCAGCAGCAACAUCAGCAGCCGCAGCAGCAGCACCAGCAGAUGAUGAACCAGCCAAGCCAGGAGCUCUAUCGGGACGGCGGCUCCAGUUCUCCGGUAAGCAUUGUCCGCCAGCCCUCCGCACACUGUUAUCCGAUCUAUUUUCUGGACAUGGAAAUAGCAGGGGAACUGGCCGGACGGGUACUAAUCGCCGUGCGAUCGGAUGCCGCUCCCCGGAUGGCCGAGAACUUUAGGGCGCUGGUGCGGCACGAUCGUGGCUACGGCUACCGGGGAUGCGCCGUCUUCCAGGCCUGGGGAGGCGAGAGCAUCAUCAGCGGCGACUUCGAGUCGCAGAACGGCCGGGGCGGGCACUCGUCCUUCGAGAACCGGUACUUCCUGCCGGACGAGACGGGACUGCAGGCGCAUCGGGGAACGGUUGGCAUGCGAAGGGGUCAGCGGCGACAGGACAAGAGCGGCUUCGUGGGCAGCCAGUUCCGGCUGGUGCUCAACGAGAUGCGCUCCUUCACGGCCAUCUUCGGGUUCAUCGUGCAGGGCAUCGAGCUGGUCGACCGCAUCGCAGCCAGUGGCAAUGCGCUGGGGCGACCGGCGCUGAGGAGCGUCAUCUGGAACUGUGGCGAGUACCACUCGAAGCGAUAAAACCCGACCAACCAAUUAACCAACCAACCAACCAACCGACCGACCGACUCCUCUUCGAAAUUCAACGAACCCUAGUGAACGAAUCUCCUACGUACUUUGAAUGUUCAACCGUCUCCGAUAUCUAUAUUCUUCUUGGUAUACAACGCUAAGCUACUAAUCUUGGUACGAAUUUUGUACAAUUAAAAGGCCCACUCGACCGUCAAAAAUGGCUCUCAAUUUUUUUUAAGCUCAACGCAAAUAGUGAGAGCCAGCAAACCAGUUUUUUAAACAGUCUUAUCGAGUUUUUAUAAACAGUUUACAAAUCAAAAGUUUUGGAGGCUAUUUAAAAUACAACAAAAUCUACUGACUUUA